Messenger RNA from Penicillium daleae, 1605 nucleotides. RefSeq names its product cytochrome P450. The record is from RefSeq and is a predicted model, not a curated record. Gene Ontology annotation, molecular function: heme binding; iron ion binding; monooxygenase activity. The transcript is spliced from 3 exons. Bases 1 to 1605 code for a protein of 534 amino acids. Lineage: Eukaryota; Fungi; Ascomycota; Eurotiomycetes; Eurotiales; Aspergillaceae.
AUGAUUGAAGCAGUCGUGGGCGAUUUGACGCCCACUAGGGCGGCCCUAUGGUUUCUGGGGCUAUUCACGGCUUUCUGCGUGUUUCGCAAGUUCCAAGCUUCUGCGCAGAUCGCCCGAAUGGGUGCUCGUGCUCCCAAAGUCAAGUUUCGUCUCCCAUAUGCUCUCGACUUCAUCUACAAGGGCCAAGUUGCCAACCUCAAGCACGAGGAUAUCGAAUUCUGGAAUGAUACCAUCAUGGCAGCCAGCGGCCGCGACAACUGCAAGACCGCCGAAGUCGAUGCUGGCAUCUCUACCCGCGUGGUGCUAACCAUGGACCCCGAAAACAUCAAGGCGCUGCUCACUGGCCAGUUCGCGGACUACGGCAAAGGGGAGCCUUUCCACCGCGAGUGGAAGGAGUUCCUUGGAGACAGCAUCUUUGCGACGGACGGCGAGCUAUGGUCGCGCUCGCGCCAGCUCAUCCGGCCCAUGUUCGCGCGUGAGCGACUCGUCGAUACCGAGAUCUUCGAGAAGCAUAUGCAGAAGCUUAUCCCCCUACUCGGCGGUGACCCUAACGGUAGCAAGGUCGUCGAUGUUGGUUCGCUGUUCUUCCGGUAUACUCUCGACGCGGCGACCGACUACCUCCUCGGCCAGGGAACCGACAGUCUCGAGAAUCCAGCUACACGCUUUGCCGAGGCGUUCAGAUAUGUGCAACAACGACAAGCGGAACUUUUCCGAUUCGGCGUCUUCAACUUUGCCAUGUCACGCACUGAAUUCCGCCGCAAUCUUAAAAUCAUGGAUGGCUUCCUUCAGCCUUACAUCGAGACCGUGCUGGCCAUGUCUCCAGACGAACUAGACCAAAAGCUCUCCAAACGUGAGACGUUCCUUCACGCCCUGGCCCGCUUCACCCGUGACCCCAAAGUCCUCCGCGACCAACUCGUCGCCGUCCUCCUCGCCGGCCGCGACACUACCGCCGGUACACUCUCCUUCUGUCUCUUCGAACUAGCCCGCCAUCCCAAAGUCGUCGCCAAACUACGCACCGAGAUCCGCGAUAGACUCGGCGUCGGCGCUGACGCCCAGAAACCCUCGUACGAUGAUCUCAAGACGAUGAAGUAUCUCAAUGCCGUGAUCAACGAGACUAUGCGCUUCUACCCGGUCGUUCCCUUUAAUGUCCGCUAUUCGCUGAAGGAUACCACCCUCCCUCGCGGCGGUGGGCCAGACGGACAGUCCCCCGUCGGUGUACGCGCCAACACUCGCGUUAUCUACUCCACGCUCCUUAUGCAGCGUGAUCCGGAUCUGUAUGAUGGGCCGGAAUCGAAGAAUUACUUUGAUCCGGGCCGGUGGAUUCCUGAGCGUUGGGUAGAGGGGUGGCAGCCGCGGCCGUGGCAUUUUAUUCCGUUCAAUGGAGGUCCACGAAUCUGUAUUGGGCAGCAGUUUGCGACUAUUGAGAUGGGGUAUACUAUUAUUCGGAUUUUGCAGGCUUAUGAGAAGAUUGUCGCGCUGCCGGUUAAUGGAGAGGAUUGUGUUAAGGAUCCGGUGUUGAGGUUUGAGGUUACUCUUAGUCCUGGGGCGGAGUUUAAUUGUGUCUUUGUUAAGGAGGGGGAGGAGGCUGUUAAGGCUGGUGUUUGA